GGAUCGCGCAUUCAGCGGAUCGUUACAAUCGUAGUCAAAUUCAGUUACAACACCAACAACUAAGGACAAGCGUAUUAUUAUUACCUUUCAACCAUUCUAUGCAUCAUCCACUGGAAGCGAGCCACAUUUCGUAGCGACAACCAACAAAAAUAUUUCAAAUCGUUGACGCUUUUUUUUCUGUUGAGUUUUUUUUUCAUCGAAAUAAAACCAAAUCACGGCAAUAGUUGCAGGAAAAAAUAUUCGGUUCGGCAAAUUUCGGAAGCUUUCGUUGUUUUAUUGUUUGUGUGCAACAAAAAAAUUUCGUUGUGGAAAUCUCAAAGCAGCAGACACUUUUUUUUAAAAAACCUGAUAAAGUACAAACGUUUUGCUAUGCGAAUUGAACACAAUCCCAAUGAAUUGAUCGGAAAAGGUGUUUGUGUUUGGAAAAAAGGAAGAAAAAACGGUGAAAAAUUGUUGUAAUCAUUACAAAACAAGUGACUUUUGAGUGACUGAUUUUAUGCUCGAAAACAUCGAUUGAGAACCAUUUUGAUGAGAUUUUUCUUUGCUAUCGUUCGCUUACAUCGAAAUCGAAAAUACUUCAACACAUCACAACAAAUUAUCAGAUUUAGAUGCAAUAAAUUCAGUGUUUUAUGUUCAACUAAGUUAAUGUGAACAGUGGACAUAAAAGGCAUAAAGCAAAAAAUAUUUAAAAAUCACCAAAAAGCAAAAAAUUACAAUCAACAGCUAAGCUUAAAUCAAAUAGCCAAUUCUUCAGCAAGACAAAAAUCAAAACACCAAAAUCAACUCCAACUUACACCGUACGCAAACACGCCGUUUCAAAUCAAAUGUGCCGUGCGUUUGCGCGAAUGAAAAAGUGGCAAAAAACGUUGUGAUUGUGUGUGCCGGAAUAUAGCAAACCCUUGGUGGACUCAUCAUAUAGAGGAUUCGACUGAUCACCGCGCAUUUCCAUACUCAACAAGUGAAACAAUCUCUCUCUCUGUCUCACUCUCUACACGCAUCAACGAACUAAUUGUAUUCUCGAUACGACGAAGUCAAGUACAUUUGCGGGUCACAUAUAUUGCAGCAGCAACAACAAUCCAAUUUUUUUUUUGUAUUUUUGUUUCAACCAAAGACAGAAAGUUUAUCUAAUUUGUUACUCAUGUCAUGUGUGCGAUAAAAAUAGCAGUUUAGUGGAAUUGUUUUUUUUUUCGGUGGACAACAAUAAACAAAAAAGGAAAUAUUUCAAAGAGAAGAAAAGGAAGAUUAUUUGAUGUGUGUUUGAAUUUGGAAUAACAAACCUGAUUCGAAUCCUUGUAAAAAACCAAAUCCUACGUCAUUGCUUUGCCAUCGUGUGUUAAUAAUUUUUUGUUGAGACAAAAAAAAACAAACAGUUUAAUCCAUUUGAAUAAGUCCAGCACUUGAUUUCAGUUUUUGGUACAGCGAAUCGUUCAAUUGAUGAUUUAUAUGUCAUGAUAAGUAUGGAAUUGCAACCAUCAGUGCACAUUCAGCACAUAAAUCAUCAUGGAAUUAUCGGAUCACAUGGACUAACCGCACAAUCUGGACAACAUCAUUCAGUUGGUUUAUUGCAUCACCAUCAGCAGCAACAGCAAUCACAAGGCCCAAAUCAUAUCACCAUGCAUGACGAGAAGCAACAAAAAAACAUUGUUUUUGAUGUAUUUUCAGAAGAUGGUUCGCAGGGGAGCGCGGGUGGCGAUGGUCAUGGCGGCGUUAAUCAAUUAGGUGGUGUAUUCGUAAAUGGUAGACCAUUACCCGAUGUAGUACGACAACGAAUCGUUGAACUAGCUCACAACGGUGUUCGACCGUGUGAUAUAUCAAGACAGUUACGGGUCAGUCAUGGCUGUGUAUCCAAAAUACUUUCAAGGUAUUACGAAACAGGAAGUUUUAAAGCUGGUGUAAUAGGGGGAUCCAAGCCAAAAGUAGCAACACCACCUGUUGUCGACGCAAUCGCCAACUACAAGCGAGAAAAUCCAACAAUGUUUGCUUGGGAGAUUCGGGAUCGAUUACUGGCCGAAGGGAUUUGUUCACAGGACAAUGUGCCCAGUGUUUCAUCAAUAAAUCGAAUUGUCCGAAAUAAAGCUGCCGAAAAAGCGAAACAUGUUCAUCAUCAGCAACAGAAUCAAACAUGUCCUCCGCAAAAUUCAAGUGGUGGUCCAGCUGGUAAUUCCGUUGUAAAUGUAAAUAAUGUGAAUAGUGGAUCGUCGGCAAAUAACAACUCAGGAAUCACUGGAAAUGUGUCCGUUAUCAUCCAUUCGGGUAACAUUCAGCAACAGCAGCAACAGCAGCAGGCGCAACAACAUUCGACCCAAACUCAAUUGACAACGGGAAGCGGAAGCGGUGAACAAAGGUCUACCGGUUAUAGCAUAAAUGGAAUUUUAGGCAUUCAACACACUACCGAUCCAAAUGGCAACAGCAUCAAGCGAAAGCGAAUAGAUGAUGACGCACGUGAUAUUCAUGGCGACGAUGACUUGAAACGACAAAGGAACCAAUACAACGGAGAUCAAAUCUACUCAAACUUAUGGUCAAGUAAAUGGUGUAUAAAAGAAGAGCAAAAGAUGUUUUCGGAGCUGAGUGCGGCGAAUGGAAUUGGUGGAGGCGGUGGUAAUGGUAACGCGGCGGCCGCAUAUUACGAUAGUCAUCACAAUGGCUUCUCAACAGCGAAUGGUGUGGGCUCAACGGAAUCGAUUUUGUAUGACGGCAUAACAACCAUUUCCCAGGCUCAAAGCUCAUUAUAUACACCACCCGUUGUGUCAACGCUUGGACCAGGUUCAUUGACGCCAUUAGCGCCGAUUAGCAUGCAAGAAAUGAAAUUAAGUUCGGGAAAUUUGCUUGAUCACCCAUCCUUUCAAGCAACGAUAAAUGGUCAUUCGUACUCAACAUUCAUUGGUCCAGUACCAAGCAACGGUUCACCUGGACUGCCUUUGUCCUUAGAUAAUAGUACACCAACACCAAAUCCACCCGUAACCACCACCACUGGCGAUGUGGAAGAUGGUUCAACCAACAAUAAAUACGAACAAGUUCCCAGCAAAUAUGAACAAGGUUCACAACAAUCCCAAGAUCAUCAUCAUGCACAUGAUAUUGACAACCGCUCAUUUCCAACCGAAUCUCCCAACGAUCAAUCUUCGUUGAUCAUUUUACAGCCCAGUGGAGCGUCCGGUGAAAUCGGCUCAACUAAUUCGGCCACUGGGCUGGGUGCUUACUCUCCAAUGCUACCUAGUUUUAGUCAUUAUGCGCCAGGUGGUUCAACGGUUGUACCUGGCACUGAAUAUGCAUAUAGUCCGGCUUAUCCUCAAUAUGGCAAUGCGUACAGUCCGUACGGUUAUAGCUCUUCUGCUGGCGGGCUGCUCAAUUCAGCCUAUUACUACAGUAGCAAUGAUGGGCCAAAUGGUUGCACAUUACUAGUCGGUGGAAGUAGCAGCAGCAGUAACAGUGCAGACUUGAUAAAUGGUUUACAUACUCAAUCAACAAUAUCGUCAUCAUCACAUGAGAUUCGUUCACCGUUGGCCGCAACGCGUGCCAAUUCAUUGGCAAGUGCUGCAUCACCCACGGGCAGUGCAUGCAUCAUACCAUCAACAUCAUCAUCACAAUCAUAAGCAACUGGAAUAGAAAUGAUGUUCUCCCCCUUCUCCUUCACCCACUCCAUCUAUCUCACUUGCAACUUGUUUUUAAUGGGCAGAAAAAAAAUGAAAUAUACAACGAAUAAGAACAAAUCAACCACUUCUCAAGGAUUAAGACGAUUUCGUAAAGGAAGAGCCAACCAAAUCGACACACAUAUACACAAAAAGCCAAGCAUUUAAUUGAUCUGAAUAGGGUGAAGAAGAGACUAGGUGUCCAUCAAUUGGUGUUUAACGAUCAAUGAUGAUGACGACGAUAUGUUCGGUAACAUUUUGAAAUAAAUGAAACGAAAAAAAACAUGCAAGAAAAACACUCAAAAUCUUAAACUGUUAAGAUUUAACUAUAGCUUCAACAACAAAAAAGAAAACUUGAUAAAAAACACACACACAUACAUAUUCAAAACUCAAAUACACACACUCUCUCACACUCUCAAAUGUCAUACUCAGUAAAACAAAACGAAGGAAAAAUAACAAAGAACAACACUCAGACAGACAUGGAUUUUUACAGUUGAAUCCGUUCGUUUCUUUUCUAAUUCUAUUCAUAAGUCGUUUUAAGCAUAUUAUAAAUAAAUAUAUAUUGAAUUUGGAUUUAAAAAAAAACACACACACACACACACGGAAAAACAACAUUUAAGGGAAAAAAACUUUUUAAAAUCAAUACACACAAACAAAUUCAAAUGAAACGAAUGACAAAAAAGUAUAUAUAUUAAAAAGGAGUACAUAGAUUUAUAGAGUAAUUAUUUGUCAGAAAUGUGUAUCUAAUAAGCGUCUCUCUUGAAGAGAGCACAUCAAAAUAAUUAUUAAUUAAAAACAAUGAAGACAUUAGAUUUAAAAUGCAACACAAAAAGGGAGACAAAUACAACAUUAUUACAACUAAACCAAAAACUAUCCCUUAAGAUUGAUACAGCAGCUCAAUGAGCAAAGAUCAGACAUCAUUUUUUGUUUUAAAUUUACCAAAACGGGAAUGGAAUUGCUUCAACAGCAGCUGUGCGGUUUAAAACGAACGAUUUUUCUUUGUUUGCAUGAAAUUUUUUUCGUUUUGAACAAAAGAGGCCGUGCGAUUCGAGACAAAAUUGGAGAAUAACACAUUAGGACGGAGAUGCAAUGGCAUUUAUGCAUCGAGUCAGAAAAACAUGCCGGAGGCUUCGUUUUGGUUACAGUCCAAAGCCGUAUUUCAAAAAUCCAAAACGUGGUUGAACUCGAAAAUUUGGUUGAAAAAGAAUCGAAAAAAUCAAAAAGCGUCAUAAUUUAUUUGCGACAACCACAAAAUCUAAAAAGAUUUGACGCAUGAAUGCCAUUGCAUUGGAUCUUGAUUUAUUCGAUUCAUUGCUAGUUAGAUUGUCAGUCGGACAGCCUUCGAAAAUCAAAUGAUUCGUAUAAAAUGGAAUCAAAUGAGCAUGCAUCGAAAGAAAAAGAGGAAGAAAAAGCUGACAAAAAAUCGAAAACAAGAAGAAAAUCAAAAAGUUCAAGUAACCAUCGAAGGGCCGAAGCUGUUUUUAUUACAAACAAACAAGAAAAUUAUGAAUUACAUACCGUUUUUACACACAUACACACAUGUCUGAGUUUGAAUUGUUAUUAGAAUUUGGAAACUUCAAAACAAAACCUUCGAUCUAAAGGAAUAACCAUACAGAUUUAAGAAUUAAAUGAAACAAAAACAACAACAAAACACAUUUACUGGACUAUGUCUACUUUUAGCAUAUUAAAGAAAGGAAUAAAAACAGAACAAAAAUCGAUAGAUAAAAAAAUACGUAUAAGAUAGGUCUUGAUAUAAUAAUACAAAAAAAAAUAUUAAACACAAAUUAAAUUAGGAGUAAUUUUAAUCUAAACAAGAAAAAAACCCUACAAAUGUUGUCUGUCGCGUAAAUUUCUUCUGAUUCCCUAGAUCGAGAAAAUCGAACGCGUUACGUGGCAUGGGUUUCAACAAGAAAUCAUUCGAUAGAUGGUAUUCUGAUUUCUCAGAGCUCUUAAAUAAGUUCAUUAUAUAAAAAUAAAAAACAAACAAAAAAACUUGAUUUAAGACAAAUCCGAUUAAAAAAAAAUCAAAAGACAAAAAUAUUAUGCAAAUAAUCUUAAACACACAGUCGGAGCAAUUCUCUCAUCAUUUUUUUUAGGAUAAAUGCAGAUGACGGUUGAUGCUUUUGUUAACACUCGCUUCAUUUUCAAUCAUCGAUGCAGAAGAGAGAAGACCAAAAUACAUUCAAAAAUGUCAACCGUUUUAUCAUUUCAAUGUUUUUUUUUGUAUUUUUUUUUUAUCAAGUUGAACCGUUUUUUUCUCUCUCUCUCUCAAACUUCAUGCUAGUGGAUACGAAACAAGUACAUUGUAAUCUUGCCCAUUUUCUGUUUUUAUUUAUAUUGGCAAUCAUAAAAUUUUAUCAAAAGAAAUGUUUUGAAAAUUAUUCGAGUUUCUGUUUUAAACCGCAAUUCAAUUGAUUUUAAAGAAAAUUUCAACAUGAACAUUUUUGCUGACCAACCAAAUCACGUGUGGAUUAAGAUCAAAUCGCAUAUGAAUGCUUUAAAUUUGACAUAAAUUUUGAUUGGGAUUUGAAGUCGCUCUACAAUCGAGGGCUUGUAAUCCAAGAAUUACCAAGAGUUUACUCAAAGCUAUGGACAAAAAAACUAGAAGUAGCUGUGUAAAUUUGGAUUGGAUUUUCACCUCAAAAUGGAAGUUCAAAUGAGUGAGGCAAAACGUGAGCUCAAGACGAUGAAAUACAUUGAAAAAUAGCAAAAUAUUGCUGCAUGGUAAAAAUAAUUGAUCAUAAAUCCAAUCAAAAUCGACAUAUUCUCAAUCCAACCCAAUAUGCAAAAUGCUUAAGCACUAAACUAAUGAUUGGCAAUCGCUAUGUAUUUUUACCGAACAACAAUAUUUUCCAACUGUCAACCGUUGUCUCAGCAUUGUUCUAAUUUGACAAAAUUCAACGGCAUUCAUUUGUGAAUUGUAGAAAAACGCAUUUCGAAGCGGCAAAAAAGUAUAACCAUGGUCACGAUUACAUUCUUUACUAGUGUAGCGGCGUCGAGAUAUUAAAAUACUGAGAAAAUCAAAAUAAAUUUUUCGACAAAGCUGUUCUUAAUGCUAAAACAAAACGGGAAAUAGACGAAGAAGCAAAAAGUAAAAUCAGAGUUAAGCGAAUGAUAAAAACAAUCAAGGAAAUGAAGAAAUAAAUUAAAUUUUUAUAUUUGUUUAGAUAUUAAAUAUAUAGCAUAGCUUAUGUAUCGAUCAAUAAUACUGCUUUUCUUUUCUAUUCUAUUCAUUGUUUAUCCUUUUUUAUUGAUUAAAUUAAAAGAAGAAAAUAAAGAAGAAAAAUAAAACACAACAAAAAAUCGUUAUUGUAAGGUCAUCUCUUUUUUAUAAUAUCAAUAUGAUUGCUGAAAAAUUGUAAAGUGUAAAA
Messenger RNA from Sitodiplosis mosellana (orange wheat blossom midge), 6997 nucleotides. RefSeq names its product paired box protein Pax-5 (gene sv). Gene Ontology annotation, molecular function: DNA-binding transcription factor activity, RNA polymerase II-specific; RNA polymerase II cis-regulatory region sequence-specific DNA binding. The record is from RefSeq and is a predicted model, not a curated record. The transcript is spliced from 12 exons. Lineage: Eukaryota; Metazoa; Arthropoda; Insecta; Diptera; Cecidomyiidae. Gene Ontology annotation, biological process: regulation of transcription by RNA polymerase II; anatomical structure development. Bases 1449 to 3590 code for a protein of 713 amino acids.